AAGCCUUGCUUCACUAACCGGGAUACUGAAACAUUACGUGUUAGCCCUAUAAAUAAACAUUUUCCGCUAAAUGUUACAGCAAUUACCUGCGUUGAGGACAUUCCACACCGUUACCAGGCUUCAACCCGUCAGAUCCUGGAUUAUUCGCACAAUGUCCACCAAGCCUAAUGCAACUGCCAUCAACUCCUUCAACGAGAACAAUUUGUUAUAUGACCAAUUGAGACCGAACUUUCCCCAAGUGUUUGUUGACGACUUGUUGGUCGAUGCCGGGGUCGCGUCUAGUCCUCGUGAGUACAACCACUCAAAAGUCAUUCUUGAGCUCGCCGCGGGGACUGGGAAGUUUACCCGCAAUUUGAUCGAUGCCGGCUGGGGAGCCAAAGGGAGCUCCAACCUUAUCAUCGUAGAGCCCUCUACCGGAAUGUUGGGCAAGUUCCGUGAGAAUUUUCCAUCGGUAGAUGCGCGACUCGGCUCAAGUUACGAGUUACCCAUGGCUGACAGCUCCGUCGACGCCAUUUUUGUGUCCCAGGGCUUCCACUGGUUUUCUGACGAGCAAUCCUUAAAGGAGUUGUCCCGUGUUUUGAAGCCAAACGGCCGCUUUGCCUGCAUCUGGAACUUCGACUACCCCUCUGUGCCUCAAAACUUGUCCCACGAAAAUACUCCGUAUUCCAUCAAAACCGACGAGCACUUACACGCACAGGUUUCCCAGCUCAUCGCUAAUACAGCCGUGAGCAAGACCGCUCCCUACGAGAUCUCGCAGCAGGUCUUUGCUACCAAUGCCCCGUGGCAGCUCGGUAUGUUUCCGAUCAUCGCCGCCCGCGACACAGUCGUGCCACAAUACCGUCACGGAAACUGGCGCACUGUUUUUAACACCUACGAAGACAAAUAUUUCACCCCUAUCCUUAAAGAGGGCUUUUAUUUCAGGUUGGAUAGGAUCGACUGGGACUUGGUUUAUCCUUACUGGGAAACCAGAUCGUACAUUACGUCGCUUCCUGAAACGGAAAAGCUGCAGGUCAAGGCUGAAGUCGAAGCAGUCUUGGAAGCGAAGGUGGAUAGAGAGCGGGAUAUGUACGAUGCGAAGGGGAUUAAGAGAGUGUUGGGAACCCAUUAUGUUGUUACCAAGCCGAUUUAAUGAAGG
Babjeviella inositovora NRRL Y-12698 is the source of this 1135-nucleotide messenger RNA. RefSeq lists its product as uncharacterized. The transcript has a single exon. The record is from RefSeq and is a predicted model, not a curated record. Lineage: Eukaryota; Fungi; Ascomycota; Pichiomycetes; Serinales. Gene Ontology annotation, molecular function: S-adenosylmethionine-dependent methyltransferase activity. Bases 152 to 1129 code for a protein of 325 amino acids.